UUUCCUUUUUGAUUCCACAUUAUCUAUUAGUCAUUACUGUGACAUUGACAGUUAAUUUUAGGUUAAAAUUUUGAGUGUGUACAUUUUUUUUUUUCAUAUUUAAAGGGGGGCCCAAUUUUUUUGGAUGUUAUUGAAAUUCGUGCGUGCGUGAAAUUCGCAAAGAUGGACUUGCAGACGAUGAAACCUCGACAAUUCUCGGGGCAACUUUACAAGUACACGAAUGUUAUGAAGGGAUGGCAGUACAGGUACUUUAUGGUCGAUGGUAGCUCUGGCCACUUGCACUAUUAUCUGUGCGAAGGAGAGAAACCGGAUGGGGCUAUACCGAGGGGGUCAGUGCAUCUGGCCGGUGCUGUUAUCUGUCCGAGUGAGGAGGAUUCGAAGACUUUCACAGUGAACUGUGCUUCUGGGGAUAUGCUUAAGUUGAGGGCAUCGGAUGCGAGGGCCAGGCAGGAGUGGGUUAACGGAUUGAGGGCUGUGGCUGAGUCACAUACGAAGUCGAUUAGUGUGAACAGCACUCCGUUACCACCUAGGGAGCAUCUGGCUGUGCUCGACGCUAUCGGUUGCGCCAAAGCUCAAUUGCAGAGGACCGAGUUGGCUGAUACGACUCUUUGCAGAGCCUUAGAGUCUUCCAGUGCGUCGUUCUUCACCGAUCCCAAUCUUCUGUUGCUCAAGGCCACUUCGGCCGCUUCACUGCAUUGCCUGUUCCAAUGUUUGAACAUUCUGCAGAGGAAUCAGCACCAGCAGCAGGCGCGCACCGGUUUCGUCAUCGACGACGAUUAAUACAUUUCGAGGGCUAGACGUUAUCUGUACGCUUUGCGAAGGUGGCUCUGCUACACGAGGGAGCAUCUAAACUAGCUUUAAGGAUCUUCAGUACUUUCCAGUUAACUUAAUUUUUUAAGUAUCGCGGCUGCCGUGCAAAAACACAGGAAACAAAAGAACGUUCUGGCCCGCUACAACAGACGCCAACGCUUUUUUUUUUACAUCUCUUAUA
This is a messenger RNA of Nicrophorus vespilloides, 991 nucleotides long. RefSeq names its product oxysterol-binding protein-related protein 11. The transcript has 2 exons. NCBI's taxonomy places the organism in Eukaryota, Metazoa, Arthropoda, Insecta, Coleoptera, Silphidae. The record is from RefSeq and is a predicted model, not a curated record. Bases 163 to 780 code for a protein of 205 amino acids.